This is a messenger RNA of Vairimorpha ceranae, 354 nucleotides long. RefSeq lists its product as hypothetical. The record is from RefSeq and is a predicted model, not a curated record. Bases 1 to 354 code for a protein of 117 amino acids. The transcript has a single exon. Lineage: Eukaryota; Fungi; Microsporidia; Nosematidae.
AUGUGGUUAGAAGAAGUCUCAUUUGAUCUAAUUGCUACAAUAUCUAAUGUUGAUCUGGCUGCUGUUUCCAACUUAUGCUCUAAAUUGAGAGAUCUAAAAGCAUUUGGUCUAUAUCCCAAAAAAAUAAAUACCAUUGGCGGUGAAUGUAGUGUUGUUGAGAUCGACGAAAGCAAAUUCGGGAAAAGAAAGCAAAACAAAGGUCAUAAAGUAGAAAGGGCUUGGAUAGUUGGAGCGGCAGAAAGAAAAUCAAGAAAAAUUAUUUUAAUGAAUAUAGAAAAUAGUAAUUGUCUUACAUUAGCUGCUUUUUGCAAGAGAUUCAUUCACAAAAAAUCAAUUGUUUUUAAUGGUUGUUGA